AUGGCACGUACUCGCUCCCAAAAGGCCCAAAUACCUACUUCCAACACGAAGACAAGCCAAAGAAAAAGAUCCCUGCGCAACCACAACAGCCUCAGCCAGCCAAGACCCAUGCUUCGGGGCAAUGAUAAAAUCAGUCGUCGAAUAGCAAAAAGACCCAAACCAACCUAUCUUGAACGGUCGCCAUUGGAAGCUGAGCGGGAUCCCAAUCGAACAUUACGCCUCUUCUGCCUGCCCAGGGAAAUCUUCGACGAAAUUAUUAACCAUCUACCGCCUGACGCCGAGGCUUGUUUCAGCUUAACCUGCAAAGAAGCAUUGCAUCUACUCGGUACCACAUCCUGGGCAAGCUUUCGCGGAAGGGCUCGCCAUUAUGGACUUCAAUAUGGAUACUACGGAUCACUGGUCGAGCUUCUCCAACGUGAUAUCCCAGGGAGUGAAUAUUGUCCCCGAUGCGAGACUCUCCAUCCUCCUCUGAGACCGCCCAGAGACCAUCGCGAGACCAAGUGGACGAAGCUUUGUAUGGGCCAGCUAGCAAGCAUUGAUUACUGGCCGCAAACACCAUCCGGUGGCUACAGUCUGGUGUGGGAGCAUAUCCUCGAAGCAUUCAAGUCACAGCCCGCCUCCACAGGGCUCAAUCCACCAAUUCCACUAUUCGAGGGCGACUUUACCUUCAAGAAGGACUUGGUAAAUUACAGGCUGUCCUCGUCAGCGCAGUGGGUAGACAGGAACCUUGUCCUUACGCAAGAGCACCGUCUACGACCUAGCGAUUCUCAGACUCGGGCCCUUCAAGCGGCGCAUAUCAUCUCCCUUCCAAUUCGUGUCUGUGCACAUCUAUCCACAACAACUGUUCCUCAAUCAAAGACAUCCUCGUCAAAGCAAGCCAUCACCAACAGUUCGCUACUCACUCUUGCCAUUGCGACCGCUUUCCCACCUCAUUUGCGGAAGGGUGUCCCUCGAUUCAGUACAUCUACGCAGUUGGCAGAUGCGGAAACGAAAGAUAACUUCAUCUGGCGUUGCAAGAGUUGCGCUACAAAGUUCUACAUCAAUUACGAAGGACGCGACGGCGGAGAGGUAACCGUGACCGCUUGGCAUUGCUUCGGAAAGGAGCUGUGGAAGGCUCAACAAUUUUGGACCUGA
Aspergillus caelatus is the source of this 1134-nucleotide messenger RNA. RefSeq lists its product as uncharacterized. The transcript is spliced from 2 exons. Lineage: Eukaryota; Fungi; Ascomycota; Eurotiomycetes; Eurotiales; Aspergillaceae. Bases 1 to 1134 code for a protein of 377 amino acids. The record is from RefSeq and is a predicted model, not a curated record.